CUGGACGUAGGCGGGUACGAGGGCACUGUUUAAAAGUGCGGCGCCUUGGGGAGGAGUGCACACUCAGACCCGUGUGGAUUUUGGAAGAUGCGUGUGGAUGUGGUGUGGCUGGCCGCCUUGGCUCUGACUCUCCCUGCAGUCUCGCGAUGCGACCCACUAUUUGUUCUGACCGCGCCAAACCUGCUGCGAUUGGGCACAAGGGAGAAAGUGUUUGUGGAAGCGCAGGAGUAUACAGGACAGCCACUCAAGGUUGAAAUCCUGGUGAAAGAUUUUCCUGCCAAAGUUACCGAAAUCUUAUCCAAAUCAGUCACCCUGAGCGACGGCAACAACUUUCAGGCUGUUCAGGAAAUCCUGAUCCCUGAGAGAUAUUUUGUUAAUGACAAAAAUUCCAAGCAGUAUAUCUACUUGCAAGCAAAGUUUCCUGAUCGUGUACUGGAGAAAGUCGUUCUGGUCUCCUUCCAGUCCGGGUAUUUAUUUGUGCAGACAGAUAAACCCAUCUACGUUCCAGAAGACACAGUUCUUUACAGGAUCUUUUCUGUGAGCCCUGAUCUGGUGCCAAUCUCAAAUGGCGUUUCAGUGGAAAUCAUGAACCCUGAUGGCAUCACAGUCAAACAAAACUUUCUGUAUCCUACUCGGGGGAUCAUAUCUUCAAAUUACAAACUCCCAGAGAUUGUCAGGGAGGGGACCUGGAAGGUGGUAUGCGGAUUUGGAAAAAACCCACAGAACCUUUUUACUGCAGAGUUUGAGGUCAAGGAGCACGUGCUGCCAAACUUUGAGGUCAAGCUGACACCAGGAAAGUCUUUCUUCCAUGUCGACGAUACCGAACUGACUAUUGACAUAACUGCCAAGUACCUGUAUGGAAAGGAUGUUUCAGGGAAGGCAUUUGUUGUUUUUGGCGUCCUGACAGACAAUGGUCAGAAGAUAGGUAUCCCUGCCUCUCUACAGAGAGUGAACAUUGACUCAGGAAAGGGCAAGGCCAAGUUAACAAGACAGCAAAUCCUGACAACCUUUCCAAACAUCAAAGAGUUAGAUAAGAUGUCUCUCUAUGUGUCUGUCAGCGUCCUGACAAGCACUGGCAGUGAAAUGGUGGAGACAGAGAGAAGGGGGAUCCAGAUAGUGACCUCACCCUACACCAUCCACUUCAAGAAGACCCCCACCUAUUUUAAACCAGGAAUGCCUUUUGACAUUGUGGUCUACGUCACAAACCCGGACAACACCCCGGCCAAAGACAUCGCCGUGGAGGAAACCAAAGCGAAAGUUUCGGCCACGACGAAAGAAAACGGGGUAGCAAAACUUACCAUCAACACCCAGGAUGGAAUUAGCACCCUGUCAAUCAAUGUGGUAACCAAGGUUGCUAAGCUGGCUGACUCGCAGCAGGCUAAGCAGCAUAUGGAAGCCAAGCCCUACAAGACACAAGGCUCAAAAAACUACCUUCACAUCAGUCUCCAAGCGAUUGAGAUAAAGGCUGGAGGCGACAUGGGCAUCAGCUUCUACCUCGUGAACAGCCCACUUGUUCAGAAUGAGAUAAAGCAUCUCACAUACCUGGUAAUGAGCAAAGGGAAGCUUAUUCUUGCAAAGAGAUAUAAAAGAGCGAAAGGACAGUCACUGAUUUCCUUAAACGUGCCAGUGACCAAAGACAUGGUCCCCUCUUUCCGAAUUGUGGCGUACUACCAUGUGGGCAUGGAAGUGGUGUCGGACUCCAUCUGGGUGGACGUUAAGGACACCUGCAUGGGAACACUGAAAGUGGCCUCACAUGAUCAGCCAAGGUAUGAGCCACGCUUGCCCUUCAGCCUGACCAUCACCGGUGACCCUGGGGCAAAGGUGGGCCUGGUGGCCGUGGACAAGGGUGUCUAUGUCCUGAACAAUAAGAACAGACUCACACAGACCAAGAUCUGGGACAUCGUUGAAAAGCAGGACAUCGGCUGUACCACGGGAAGUGGCGCUGACAGCAUGGCGGUUUUCUACGAUGCUGGGCUGCUGUUUGUAUCCAACGCUGGUGAGACCGUUGCCAGAGCAGAACCCAAAUGUCCUGUUCGCCCCACGGGUCGCCGGCGGCGAGCGCCGACAUUAAUGGAAUUGAAGCACUCGCUAGUGAGGAAUUGCACAGUCGCAGAGAGGAAGUGCUGCAUGGACGGCAUGGUGGACAAUCUGCUGGGGUACACGUGCGAAAGACGCGCCCAGUUCAUCGUGGACAGCGAGGAGUGCGUCAAAGCCUUUGUGCGCUGCUGCUUGGAGGUGGAAAAGAAAACCCAGGAGGCCAGGGCCGAAGAACUUAUACUCCAGCGCAGUGACCAAGACGACGGUUACUUCAAUGAAUUCAGUGAUAUAUUAUCCCGCACACAAUUUCCUGCGAGUUGGCUGUGGGACGACCUCGAACUGCCUCCGUGUCCCGCAGGCAACGAAGAAUGUGAGUCUACAUCAAUAGAAACAAACAGCUUCUUGAAGGACUCCAUCACAACCUGGGAGGUCACCGCUAUUAGUCUGUCCGAAACACAUGGAAUCUGUGUGGCGGAUCCCUUCGAGAUGAAGGUGAUGAAAUCUUUCUUCGUCGACCUGAAGCUGCCCUACGCCGCGGUGCGCAACGAGCAGCUGGAACUAAAAGCAGUGCUUUACAACUACAUCAACACAGAAAUAACGGUCCGAGUUCAGCUGUUGGAAACAGAGCACGUGUGCAGCGCAGCCAGCAAGAAGAGGAUGGAUGUCAUAGCGCAGGUGAAGGUGGACAAAAUGUCCUCCCGGGCCGUCCCGUUUGUCAUCAUCCCCUUGGCCCUCGGUCAGCACUCCAUCGAAGUUAAGGCCUACGUCGUUGGCUUCGAAUUCAAAGACGGCGUCAAGAAGGACCUUCGCGUGGUGGCCGAAGGGCAACGAACCGAAAUGAAGCGCGCUACAGUGCUGCUGAAUCCGGCAGGGCACGGCGGAGUCCAGACUGAGACCAUCUUCCCAGUGAAUCUGAGGUUUAUGGUGCCUGGCUCAAUGCCACAGACACACAUCAGCGUGACUGGGGAUCCCCUGAGCCAGACCGUUGAUGCGGCCAUCAGUGGGACGAAUAUGGCCCACCUGAUAAAACAGCCCACGGGCUGCGGCGAGCAGAACAUGAUGCGUAUUACUGGACCCCUCAUCGCCACGCUCUACCUGGACAAAACCGGCCAAUGGGAUAAAGUGGGGCUAGACCGCCGAGGCGAAGCCCUCAGACACAUCACAACUGGGUAUGAACGGCAACUGACGUAUCGCCAAAAUGAUGGUUCUUACAGAAUUUAUCCACGAGCACCAUAUGUACCCAGUACCUGGCUGACAGCAUACGUGGCUAAAGUUUUUGGUCUGGCGUACAACCUCAUAUUCAUUAAAGAAGAUGUGCUGUGCAGUGCCCUCAAGUGGCUGGUCCUGAACACACAGCAGCCAGAUGGCAUUUUCAAAGAGGUUGGCCAGGUCUACCAGUCAGAGUUGAUGGGCGGCGUGAACGAUAAAGACCCCGAAGUAGCGCUGACGGCGUUCGUCCUGAUCGCCAUGCGGGAGUCGUCUCACAUCUGUGUGGAGCGAAUACCCAGCCUGACAAAUAGCAUGAAGUCUGCCAGCAAAUUCCUGUCUGAGAAUAUCCAAAAACUGACCAACCCCUACGCCGUGGCCCUGACCUCAUACGCUCUGGCCAGAGAGGGACAGCAUCAUCUGGAUAUCCUGAACCGCUACUCGUCUGGUGGAGGAACAUACUGGCAAGUCCCCAACAAAUACUUUUUCACUCUGGAGGCCACUGGCUAUGCACUGAUGACCCUGGUCAAGGCCAAAAAGUUCGACCAGGCUGGUCGUGUGGUCGAGUGGCUGACACAACAGAGGUUCUAUGGCGGGUUCUACGGGUCCACCCAGGCUACCGUCAUAGUCUUCCAGGCCCUUGCUUUGUACAUGACGGAAUUACCUGAAAAGAGUCCCACUGACUUGUCCGUGACCAUGUCUAUGUCUGGACGCCAGCGACCCACCACGUGGACCUACACCACAGACACGAUGCAUGUCACCCGCUCAACAAAGAUUCCACUAAAUCAAAACAUGACAUUCACUGCUAAGGGAACUGGCCAAGGCACCCUGUCAGUGAUGACGAUCUACAAUGCUUUGCCUGAGGAAAAUAAAGCAGACUGUAAAAACUUUGAGCUGGAAGUUACGAUACAGAAGCAGAGAAAGGCUUCCGAUCCAACGGCACUGGAAACGUACAUUCUCACAAUUGAUAUGACGUACAAGCCCUCCAGUUCCAAAUCCACCAUGUCUAUCCUGGAUGUCACCAUGCUCACAGGCUUCACUGCAGACCAGACAGACCUUGAAAAGUUAACUGCAGGAAAGGACCAAUACGUCAAGAAGAUUGAGAUGAACACACAGCUUUCAGAGAAGGGCUCCCUUAUUUUCUACCUGGACAAGGUUUCCCACCAGCUGCCUGACAGAGUGGCCUUCAGGAUACAUAAGAUAACCAAUGUGGGUCUGCUUCAGCCAGCUGCAGUUACUCUGUAUGAGUAUAACUCCUGGGAAAACCGCUGUAUGAAGUUUUAUCACCCGGAGAAGAAGAACGGGACCCUGAACAGGAUCUGCCAUGAGGAUGUGUGCCGCUGUGCAGAAGAAAACUGCAGCUUCCAGAGGAAAGAGAAUAAGGAGCUGGACCGUGUGUCUACUGCUUGUUCAGCUGGCAUGGAUUACGUGUAUAAAGCCAAAGUAAUCGAGGUUGAACUGUCUCCUGCCAUCGACCGCUUCACCAUUCUGGUAACUGAAACCGUCAAGGAAGGCACAGACACUGAUGUGAAGGGCAAAGAGCGAAUGUAUUUAGCCCAUCCUUAUUGCAGAGAGGCGAUAAGUCUGAUCAAAGGAAAGACCUACCUGAUCAUGGGCUCGUACUCAAGUCUUGUGAUAGAAAAGGACAGGACGAUGUACAUGUUAGGUGGAGACACCUGGAUUGAACACUGGCCCACGGAGACGGAGUGCCAGGAGUCCGCAAACCGGCAGACCUGUCUGAGCCUGUUUGAAGAUACAGAUGAUCUGUCCACGUUUGGGUGCCCAAGCUAAACCCAUGUCAAAUUUAUUGUUUGUUUUUUCAUUUAUUUUGUUGAAAGUAUAUUACUUUUCGGCAGCACAGGCAGUGCCUUCAGGCCUCACACCUGGUCAAAUAAAUAUAUGUAACACUUUUACAUCUGAGGUACCAAUAAAAUGCAAGAAUUUCAAAAGGAUUGCCUUUUUGCACCAAUCAGUUGUUUUUUUUUCUGCUUGUGCCCUACCAUGGCCAAUUUUUCCCAGACCUGUUCGGUAAAUUUGAAUAAACAUUUAGUCUACUUUUGGUGAAAACCUGUA
Molecule: messenger RNA, 5316 nt
Organism: Anguilla rostrata (American eel)
Lineage: Eukaryota; Metazoa; Chordata; Actinopteri; Anguilliformes; Anguillidae
Product: complement C3-like
Exons: 41
Coding region: 88-5034 (1648 amino acids)
Cellular component (GO): extracellular region
Molecular function (GO): protein binding; endopeptidase inhibitor activity
Source: RefSeq, a predicted model, not a curated record